UCGCAACAACGAACCUAUUUUAAGGUUAUGAUGACAUUUGCUAAUAACAAAUACGUGUGAUUCAUUUCAUAUUAAAGCAUAGUUUAAAAAUUAUUCGUAAACAACGUCUGAUGUGAGACUAAAAUGGAUUUAAAAGACGGUCUUUGUGCAGCUUUUCGCGGGUUUUGCGAUAGCUUUCGGGGUCUAAAAACACUUGUUUAUAUGGAUAGAGAAUUAAACGAACGUACAAGAAGUCGUUUAGCUCAAGGUAAUCAAAAUAUACGGAGAAGGUCCUCGUCGGAAAGAGAAAAUCAUUCUCCAAUUCGAGCUUUAAAAGCCCAUGAGGAAUCUAAGGUUUUAACAAGAACAAUGCAUUGUUGCCUCUUAAAUUUUUGCAUAUUUUUAUGCAGUAUAAUUUGUUUCGAAUACAUUUUAUUACCAACAAUAAAUACAUUAUUAGAAUACAUCUUUGGUAAUAAAUCAUUGGUGGGAAAUUUAAUAUGGUCUUGGAUUAAACCAUGUUUAUCAUGGCUUUUUAAAACAUUAUGGGUUUUACCUUUAUUUGUUUUGAGUAAAUUAAUUAAUAGUUUAUGGUUUCAAGACAUUGCUGACACUGCCUUUAGAUAUCGAAGAGGUCGUCCCCAAUUUACACACAGCAUAAGCAAAUCAAUCUCAGAUACAAUUUUUAGUAUUCUCGUCCAAAUUUUAUUUUUAGUUCAAGGAAUGAUUGUUGAAUAUAUUCCCAUUUAUGGAGUUGGAUAUGUUUUAUCUUUGGUUCAUAUGUGUUUAUUAUAUUCUUUGUAUUCGUUUGAGUAUAAAUGGUUUAAUAUGGGUUGGGAAUUACAUCAUCGAUUGGAUUUCAUUGAAAUGAAUUGGCCUUAUUUUAUUGGAUUUGGAUUACCGUUAACUUUAAUAACACAAUUUUCUUAUAUCAUAAGCGCGUGUAUAUUUUCAACAACCUUUCCAAUUUUUAUAAUAAGCGCAAAUGAAGCAAAUCCAGUAACAAUACAAAGCGUAUAUCCGUUACAUUUAUUUUCACCGUCUGUUAAAGUAUCGAAUAUUCUUUUAAGAAAAACCAUCGGUGGAAAGAAACCUCCUCCAAACGUCGCAGCAACUCCAAAAAGAUGAUCGAUUUAAUACAUUUAUGAUUUUACCCUGAUUAGAUAAAUAAAUAAUGCGAAUUGUAAAUUAACCAAAUACUGAUGAACGAAGGCUGUCUA
This is a messenger RNA of Onthophagus taurus, 1199 nucleotides long. RefSeq names its product EI24 domain-containing protein tank (gene tank). Gene Ontology annotation, biological process: macroautophagy. Gene Ontology annotation, cellular component: endoplasmic reticulum. The record is from RefSeq and is a predicted model, not a curated record. Lineage: Eukaryota; Metazoa; Arthropoda; Insecta; Coleoptera; Scarabaeidae.